UAAAAUUCAGAAAUGCCACGAAAAUAAGGAAGGGGACUGGAUGCUUGCCGGAUCUCUUUACAGUUUUUCGCCGUCGCCGAUUUCCUGAUCUGUUACCGCCAAACUCUAAAAACACUAACAAAUAGCCCAAAAUCUCCCGCCCUUCAACAAAAUUUCAAAAAUUCUUCACCAAUUUCCCAAUUCUCAUCCUCUUUCUCACCGUUUCCCCCUCCAAUUCCCCCAAUUUUUCACCUCCUUUCCUCUCCUUUCUUCUUCUCUAACCCUUGCAUGGCGGCUCCGUCGCCAACCGUUAGCAACAACAGCUCUGACACUGCCAGCGCCGUCACGGCUAACGCUGCUGUUUCCUCCAACCACUUGGCCAACCGUACAGGAACGCCACCGAAGACUCUUCGCGGCCUUAACAAGCCCAAGUGUAGGGUUUGUGGCAAUGUUGCUCGUUCCAGGUGUCCUUAUGAAUCGUGCAAGAGCUGUUGUGCGAGAAACCAAAAUCCAUGCUAUAUUCACGUGUUGAAAGCAAAUGCGACUUUUCCAGACAAGACACCUACUUCUAGCUCUCCUCUAUUCGACAAGCAAUCAUCAGAUCCAUCAUCAUCUGGGACUUUGCAUAGAGUAGCUUCACUUCGACAACUCUCUAACAACUUUUCCCAAUUCAACAAUGUGCAAAUCCCUCUCCGUUCACGGAAGCCAUUGACCAGAAAGGAUGCCGCUGCUAUUAAUGAAUGGAGAUUUUCCAAGUUAAGGGAAUUUCGGGAGAGAAAUAUUGAAGCAGAAAAUGAAGCUUUUGAUCGAUACAUGCAGAAUGUUAAUCUAUUGGAGGAAGUCUUUUCCAUGAGAUCUAUGAUUGAUGGGUCUCUUAAGGAUGGACCCUCUAUAAACUCUACUACAGAAGCCAACCCUGAGGAAAUGAUACCCGGAUUGAAGUUAAAGUUAGGAUCAAAUCCAGUUACAUCAGACAUCUCUAGAAAGAGGAUACAGGAAAUUGUUGAAGAUAGACUAAGGAAAUUUAAAAAAGUCGAGGCAACUGAUAACAUCGAUGAGGUCACUGACCAUGCCGAAGCUGAUGAGACUGCUGACCAGACGAAUCUUAAUGAUGGAUUCAAAACGGUAAAAGGUUGGCAUGCCAAAAGAGCUCGAGCUUUAGGCGAUCUCAUUGACAAGCUAAACAAAGCCCGGAAUGAGGAGGACUUAAAAUCUUGCUUGGCAAUGAAACAUCAGCUUUUUAACCCACACAAAACAACAUCCAGUCAAACAGAAUCUGAAGAGACUGACAUAUCCAAGGAGCAAGUUAUAAAGAAAGAUUUAGACUCAAGGAAAGAAUUGGGUUAUUCAUUGCCAAAGUUGAUCAAUAAAACUAAUAUUGAUCAAGAAACUCUCAACCAAAUUGAUGCUCACUUUUCUUCUCUCAAGCAGAUAGGCACUCUAUGAUGUGAUGCAGAUUUUGUCCUCUUUUUUUUUUUUUUUUACCCCUCUAUUGACUUUAGGUUAAAAUCUCCAAACAUGAUGCUGUUAUGUCCUUGUGUAAUUUAUUCUCUCAACAGCCAUUAAUGUUUAUAUGGCAACAGCAUUAAAUGUGCAUUGUCUCCACAAAUUCCACAUCUCAUUUAUCUGAUCUUUCUUAUUUGUGAUGAAA
Molecule: messenger RNA, 1630 nt
Organism: Benincasa hispida (wax gourd)
Lineage: Eukaryota; Viridiplantae; Streptophyta; Magnoliopsida; Cucurbitales; Cucurbitaceae
Product: electron carrier/iron ion-binding protein
Source: RefSeq, a predicted model, not a curated record